AUGGAAGGGGAUGUGGGGAAUAUUACCGUCCUCCCUACUCGCUCCGACGACAGCGGCAACCUAAUCAACCCGCUCGAGAUCCCUGUCAACGUAGCGUCUGUGGCGGGUCUGGCUACGAUGUACCUCUUGGCGUACCGGGGAUACGUCGAAGGGCUCAACUUGUUUGAAAUCAAUCGAGUGGCGGGUAUUGUCUGGAUCAGGCAAAUUCUGCUGAUGCGGAGCUUGUCCGCCAUCGGUAUGUUGAGCACUGAGGUGCUGACCCUGGACGGAGGUAGCGGUCUCUGGGGGUUUCGGCGGCAGACCCACAUGGCUGUUUCCGGACAGGCCAUCUGCAUGUUCAAAACGUUCCUCGCGGCGGGUGAAGUGUCGUGGCUCGGGUUUGUCCUGAACGACUUUCUCAUGGUCGUGACCCAGCAAUCUGGCGAAUGUGUUAUCGAAGAGUCCCCGGAAAUGCGGCGACGCAAGGAAGCCGACGGUGCGCUGCAUCUGCUGUCGGUCAUUCCGCUCCAAGCAUUAGACGCACGGCAUUAG
Messenger RNA from Aphanomyces astaci, 531 nucleotides. RefSeq lists its product as hypothetical. The transcript has 3 exons. The coding region runs from base 1 to 531 and encodes 176 amino acids. The record is from RefSeq and is a predicted model, not a curated record. NCBI's taxonomy places the organism in Eukaryota, Oomycota, Saprolegniomycetes, Saprolegniales, Verrucalvaceae.